Messenger RNA from Nelumbo nucifera (sacred lotus), 2210 nucleotides. RefSeq names its product putative glucuronoxylan glucuronosyltransferase IRX7. Gene Ontology annotation, biological process: glucuronoxylan biosynthetic process. NCBI's taxonomy places the organism in Eukaryota, Viridiplantae, Streptophyta, Magnoliopsida, Proteales, Nelumbonaceae. The record is from RefSeq and is a predicted model, not a curated record. Gene Ontology annotation, molecular function: glycosyltransferase activity.
CAAAAGAAGCCGAUAACGGAGACUCUCCUCACGGUCACAUCUAUGCUACUCCUCCAUGUGACUUCCUGAAAACGCCCAUCCCAAUUCCCUCUCUCUCUCUCUCCCCUUCUUCCUCUGUUCUUCAAAGAAAGAAUCACACUAAUAGAUGAAAAAGAAAUUCAAGAAAGAAAGAGGACUGAACAUCCAAAUCCCAACCGAACCAACCAAGAAAAUCGACUUCAUUUCUUAAAGAAACGAUGGAAAAACGAACUACCAACUACCCAUCUCUUUAAUCUUUGUGUCUUCGCCUUCACUUUUUCUCCAACCUAAAACGAAAGCCCCAUCUCAACUACUGAACCUCUCUCCAAGCUCUCUUAUUUGGUUAUUCUUCAAAUCCCCGGUGGCAUGGUGGAACUGCAGAGAACCACCAAGAGCAGGGGGUUCUAUGUCAGGAUGAAGCUCUUGCACAACAGACAUGGAAGACAAGAGAAGAGCUCCUGCUACAGAUAUUUCAGAUGGGUUGUCUGGGUUUCUUUAUCCCUCUAUUUCUUCAGCUAUUACCUCAUUAGUAGCUCCAGCAAACCCACCUUGCUCCCUAAAACCACCGUCUCAGUUUCAAAGACCAGCUUUGUCUCUCGAGCCUUGUUCGAGUCCAAUACAACUCUUUCACAACAACUCAGUAGAACCAAACAAAUACACUUGUCUGAGUUGUCUCGAGGGUCGUUCGACAAUUUGAAGGUUUAUAUCUACGAUCUCCCUUUGAGGUACAACGCAGACUGGUUAGCAAACGAGCGAUGCAGCAACCAUCUCUUUGCAGCCGAAGUAGCCAUACACAAGGCAUUAAUGGAUAGUGACGUCCGGACGCUAAACCCAUGGGAAGCCGAUUUCUUCUUUGUUCCCGUUUACGUGUCCUGUAACUUCAGCACCGUUAAUGGCUUCCCGUCGCUCGGUCACGCGCGGCCUCUUCUAGCGUCAGCUGUGCAGCUCAUCUCUUUGGAAAUGCCGUUCUGGAACCGAAGCGGCGGGUCCGAUCACGUCUUUGUCGCUUCCCACGAUUACGGAGCUUGUUUUCACGCUAUGGAGGAAGUAGCUAUCGCAGACGGGAUUCCUCCGUUCUUGAAGAAAUCGAUCAUACUGCAAACAUUUGGUGUCAGUUUCCGGCAUCCCUGUCAAGACGUCGAAAAUGUGUUGAUACCGCCCUACGUUUCGCCGGAGAGUAUACGGUCGACGCUGGAAACGGCGCCGGAGAACGGCAAAAGGGACAUAUGGGCAUUUUUCAGAGGCAAGAUGGAAGUUCAUCCCAAGAACAUCAGCGGACGGUUUUACAGCAAGCGAGUACGGACGGUGAUUUGGGAGAAAUACAACCGGCACCGGAAGUUUUACUUGAAGCGGCAUAGGUUUGUCGGUUAUCAGUCAGAGAUUGUACGGUCGGUCUUCUGCCUCUGCCCACUUGGCUGGGCCCCGUGGAGCCCUCGACUUGUCGAAUCGGUCGCCCUCGGCUGUGUUCCGAUCAUCAUUGCGGACGGCAUUCGGUUGCCAUUCUCGGAUGCCGUCCGGUGGCCGGAGAUAUCGCUCACCGUUGCGCAAAGGGACGUCGGGAGCCUCGACAAAAUACUCGACCACGUUGCUUCAACUAACCUGUCGACCAUCCAAAGGAACUUGUGGGACCCAGCCAAUAGGCGGGCCCUACUGUUCAACGAUCAAGUCCAAGAAGGAGAUGCCACCUGGCAAGUGCUACAAGAACUGUCAAAGAAGCUUCAGAGGUCGUACCGGAGACGGGCCACUUCGUAGCGAGUGAAAGCGGGAUACGUGGCGCUUUUCCCAACGUGGGUGCUGAUGCAGGCAAAAUAAUGGAGGACAGCUGUGUUUCUGUUGGACUGCUUCGAAUUCACGGGAGCCCUGGUGGGGACACGUGUAUGUACAUUGGAGAUGGGGACAUCUGGUUGGCUGGAUGAUCCGUAGUGCGGGAACUACGAUGAGACCGGAUCUACGAUGGUCUCAGCGCUACAGGAUAAAAUAAAAAAAAAGGCUUUGACAAAGAGAAGAGGAAUAAAAUAAUGGAAUUGAUCAUGUAUGUGGAGAAAGAGAGAGAGAGAGAGAGAGAGGAAAUAUUGUUUAUUAUUUAUUAUUUAUUUUUGAAAAGAAUAAAAAAACGGAAAUGGAUAAAUUUACAGCUGGGCUAGGAGAGAAUCUUUAAUGGCAAAAGGGAAGUGGGCUGGUUGCCAGCUGAA